Molecule: messenger RNA, 666 nt
Organism: Manis pentadactyla (Chinese pangolin)
Lineage: Eukaryota; Metazoa; Chordata; Mammalia; Pholidota; Manidae
Product: nascent polypeptide-associated complex subunit alpha, muscle-specific form-like
Exons: 3
Coding region: 1-630 (209 amino acids)
Source: RefSeq, a predicted model, not a curated record
AUGCGGGCGCCUCCCGAGGUGCCGCAAUCCGGCCGCAAGGGCAGGGCCUCCGGGUGCCCGCGGCCGGCCGCCGCGGUGACGGCUCCCGCCCGGGCCCCGCCGCCGCCCCGCGUCCAGGCCGCGCCGCCGCCUCGCCGGGUCUCGGCCGCCGCAGCCCCAGCCCCGGGUCCUCCCGGGCACGCGCUGCGGCCGACGGAGGAGGCCGGCCCUGCGCCGCCGCCCGGCCGCCGCGCCCGGCCGCGCCCCGCGCUCGCCCCUACCUCAGCCGGCAAGCGGGUGGCCGUUCGCAACGGCCGCGGCGCCGACGACUGCCUACCGGCCGCCAGAACCCCGCACCCAGCGCGAGUCAUAGUACAGGACGGGCAGCCGGCGCGGAGGGGUGGGGUCCGACUGCGCCUGCGCAGGGCGCGCGUCACUGUGACGCGGCACCUGGGCGCGGGGCCGCGGGGGCAGGGAGCACCUGCGGGCGCCGGCGGGUGUGCUGGAGGGCGUCUGGGGCUCGUCUCCUGUCCCGACCCUGGCGAGGCUGGGCAGCGGCUGACGUCACAGACAAGGAUGAAAAUGCCAGCCGUUAACUACUUGUUUGCAACCAGUGAACUAGGAGACAUGGAAGACAUUGCCCGGCAUUGAAUCCCAACCACGUUCCUGAAAGCCAUGUGGCCUUAG